AUGAUGCGGAUUGCAUUCUAUUUUUCUUCAUCUCUCGUUGCUCGGCAGCCUAGAAGUAUUGUUUUUAUUUCUUUCAUCCCUGUAGUGUAUAAAUUUGUUGGUGGUGACAUCACUUUUAACCCAAACAUUGAUGUAAAAACGUUCAAAACAAUUUGUGAAGAGUCCAAAGGAGUUCAAUUGUUUGAUGUACGCGAGCCGAGAGAACUGGAGACGGAUGGUCGGAUUCCUGGGGCUCUAAAUAUUCCUAUUGGCGAAGUAGAAUCAGCCUUCGGUCUUGGUGAGACUGAUUUUAACACAAAGUAUGGGGUGCCAAAACCAAAAGCUACCGAUGAUAACAUCAUUUUCUUCUGCAAGUCAGGGGGACGAGGCCUCAGAGCUUGUAAAUGUAUUGAGAAAUAUGGAUACAAAAGGUAUGAAUUAGUAAUUUUAUUCUUUGGCAGUACAAUACUUAAAUUUAAGACCUAA
Hydatigera taeniaeformis is the source of this 465-nucleotide messenger RNA. The record is from the annotation of a GenBank genome assembly. NCBI's taxonomy places the organism in Eukaryota, Metazoa, Platyhelminthes, Cestoda, Cyclophyllidea, Taeniidae.